Desarmillaria tabescens is the source of this 965-nucleotide messenger RNA. RefSeq names its product ribosomal protein S7 domain-containing protein. The transcript has 2 exons. Gene Ontology annotation, cellular component: ribosome; mitochondrial small ribosomal subunit. Gene Ontology annotation, molecular function: structural constituent of ribosome; mRNA binding; rRNA binding. Gene Ontology annotation, biological process: ribosomal small subunit assembly; translation. Lineage: Eukaryota; Fungi; Basidiomycota; Agaricomycetes; Agaricales; Physalacriaceae. The coding region runs from base 11 to 733 and encodes 240 amino acids. The record is from RefSeq and is a predicted model, not a curated record.
CUUUUCUACCAUGCUCAAGUUCGCGUCGAGGGUGCUCCCGCAAACACGGCUCUCACUUCCUGCUUUCCGCUCAUUGUCGACUGCUCCAAGUUUCCCCGAAUAUCACAGACCUGAUUCAGAGGCCCCGUCGCCGUCAUCGUCCGGCGCUACGACCAGCGCCGAGCAAAGUCUACCAGCGACGACCACGGCAGGCGCAGACUCGCUUUCGCUGCGCUCCCAGAUACAAUUUCACCUCCGUACUACACAAGGAAACCCCCUCGUCUCUCUUCCCCCUGAUGACCCAAAAUCCACAUUCAUGAAUAUCCCUCCUCCAGAGGAUCCUCUGCUGGAGUUCCUUGCCACCAUGAUUAUGAAGCACGGAAAGAAGGCAAAGGCCUCUAAAAUUGUUUCACGGACGCUUCUGCAUAUACAUGCAUACACCCGAGCACCCCCGCUACCCAUUUUGCGCGAAGCCCUUUUUGCCAUCUCCCCACUCACGAUAUGUUUGCGGGUCAAGACAACCGCUUUGAAACACAUUAUGAAGCCGGUGCCGUUGAGUGAGAGGCGGAGUCUGCGUAAGGGGAUAAGUUGGCUGUUGGAUGAGUGUAAGAGACCCGGACCGUUGUCGUUGGAGGAGAGGCUGGCACGGGAGAUAAUAGAGAUUAUGAAUGGGACAAGUAAAAUCCUGGGCAAGCGGGAUAGUGCCCAUAAAGAAGCUAUGCUCAACAAGGCGUAUGUGUUCCGGAGAAAAUAGUACAGCUCGUAACCACUGUUGCGUAUAUUUACUCAAUGCCAAUUCUACCUUGGAAUCAAAAUUAUCACGCAAAAAAUACCUGUUCCAAUUAACGAGUAGACUUGGUGUGUUUUAUUUGAGCGACAAAAUCUUCCGGCGUACAACCUACACACAUCAUCUACAUUCAGUCUAUAUUUGCGUGCCUAGUCGAGACUCGAGCGUCGAAUUCGCGUCAAUGCAGCACUCUACGAAG